CUUCUGUUACGGAACAAGCGUGUCCGGUUCCCCCUCCAUAAAGGAUAAGCACCCAGUGUGACGUUCAGUGAGUCCUGUCACACAGCAGGCUCUGUGGUUAAGCUCACUCGCUUUAUGGUAAAAUUGCUGCCAAGUUUCACGGGCACAGGAUAGGCUACAGGAUACAACUGUUUUCCGCCCCUCCUUGCUUCCGGUUUGCUUUGCUCUAUUGCGUAUUAUUGUCGUGACACAGCGUUACCAUGGUUACAAAUAACAGAUAUUAGAUUAUAUAGAAGAUCCCAACUUUCUAGAGAGCCCUAGUAUUUGCCCACGGUCAACACGACGAACCGCUGGAGUCUCUGGGACGCAUCGGAGAUCACCAACCUCUCCAGUAAAGCGCACCGGACAGCAGCCGUACAUGUGUUCCGCGCUCUAGUCCCCUUGAAAACAAAUCGCAGGCCACCUACUUAGAGAUCAACAUCAUUAGAGCCAAAGCUUUUUGUAGAUUUUGUUGUGUCUUUUCCCGGUAAUUAUGCAGGAUAAAGGCACAUUUAUCAACCCUUUUCCGCGACCGCGGUGUGUGGCGGCAGCGGCGCCGGCGGGGAAAGCGAAAUUAACUCAUCCAGGAAAGGCGAUUCUGGCAGGUGGAAUUGCAGGCGGCAUAGAGAUCUGCAUCACUUUCCCCACAGAGUACGUCAAGACACAGCUGCAACUGGAUGAGAAGGCCAAUCCACCCAAAUACAGAGGAAUAGGUGACUGUGUGAAACAGACAGUGCAGAGCCACGGUGUCAAGGGACUAUACAGAGGACUCAGCUCCCUGCUUUAUGGAUCCAUACCUAAAUCUGCAAUCAGAUUUGGGAUGUUUGAGUUCCUCAGUAACCGUGCAAAGGAUGAGUCUGGUCGACUGGACAGCACCAGGGGCCUGCUGUGUGGGCUUGGAGCUGGGGUGAUGGAGGCAGUUUUGAUUGUAUGUCCCAUGGAAACCGUCAAGGUUAAAUUCAUUCAUGACCAGACUUCGGCAAACCCCAAAUACAAGGGCUUCUUCCAAGGAGUCAGAGAAAUAGUCAGAGAACAAGGAUUAAGAGGGACAUACCAGGGUCUCACUGCCACGGUCCUCAAACAAGGAUCCAACCAAGCUAUUCGGUUCUUUGUGAUGACCUCUCUCAAGAACUGGUACAAAGGUGAUAACCCCAACAAGCCUAUUAAUCCGUUGGUGACUGGAAUCUUUGGAGCCACAGCAGGAGCAGCCAGUGUCUUUGGAAACACCCCCCUAGAUGUCGUCAAGACUCGGAUGCAGGGUCUGGAAGCACAUAAAUAUAAAAGUACAUUAGAUUGUGCUAUGAAGAUCCUGAGAUAUGAGGGCGUGGCAGCUUUCUACAAAGGGACAGUUCCUCGGCUGGGCCGGGUGUGUCUGGAUGUGGCUAUAGUUUUCAUCAUCUAUGAAGAAGUGGUGAAGGUCCUGAAUGCGGCCUGGAAGACGAACUGAGCUGCUGGACACACAGAGAAAGUGGUGGCUCCUUUUUUUUUUCAGGCAUCAGACACAGAUCUGAGUUUAACAGACCUAUGUAUCAUAAAACCAGUUGCUGAGGGAUGAGACCGAGAGCUGAACUUAGAUCAGUGUCAUAUGGAAACCAGGAAGUGAAGGAGCUCACUCACAGAGGGGCCACAGAGAAGAAAGCAAACCUGGAAAGACGUUCAAUGUCAGCUACAUCCAACCAGCUGGAGUGUGUGCAGAGCAUCAAGACAAAGUGGGAUUAUAAGGUUACUAUGAAAAAAGAUGCUUCAUCCUAAAUCUGCAUCAUCAACUGUGAACAAAACCUGAUUGCUAGGGUCAACAACAUGUUUCUUUCAUGGCUGCUUAUCAACACUGCAGAUAUUUCAGCACCUUUUCCAAGUCAUUUGGCUCUCUUCUUUUGUAAAGCUGCUGUGUAAAAUAUUUCUUGCCAGUUACAGCUUUUUUUGCUAAUGUUUACUUAAAGUAUGCAGGUUUCAUACUGGAUUGGCUUAAGUUUGUGUUGCUCUCUGUCUCCCCUUUGUGCCUCAUAUGGUUUUAAACCCAGAGGAGCCAGACAUCAGCUAUCAGUCAUAUAAAUGCAGCAACUUCCAUAACUAAGCCUUUAAUUGAAAGAUUUUACAUUUAGAAUAUCCCAGUUAUUUUUAUACAGUAUAAAUUAUAAUUUAGUUUAUGACCAGCAGUCUUAUUAUAAAGUAUGAUGUAUUUUAUUCCUGUGCCAAAUGCAAAACCUGUUAUGCUGUGAAAGCAUGUUCAGAAUAGGAACAUGCAACAGCAGCAUAAAUGAUCCUCGCGAGAAAAGAGCAAAUAUUAUUGUGAUGUGUAAUGUGACAUACUUAAUAAUAUACAUAAUAUAAAUGUAUUUAUUGAGAACUGAAUGUUAAAUAUCUAGACCAUUGAGAGGCUACUUGCUGUAAACUUGUGCCACUUAUGUCAAGUUUUUUCUGUAGUCAGGUCUGGGUGUAAAGGUGUUUUAAAAACAGUACGACAAUAUUUAUUGCUGUAGUUCACUGUGAGUCUAAAUGACCAAAUGACCCUGAGUCAUACAGAUAAAGUAACCUCAGACAUCUUUUCGGCUUCAGUAGAAGCAUUCAUGUAUCUUCACGCCACGCUCCUACCACUAGGUGGUCAUUAGUCUUUGGUGGAACUUCUCAUAUAUGUAACUUGUGAUGAAGAGUCACAAGUAGGCAAUGCUCCAUUUACUAUAAAGAGGUCACCCACCAAAACAGGCUGGGAAUCAGUCUAUUCAAAUCCAUUUCCAUUUCCAGUGCUGCUCUGUUUUGAUGACAUGUUUAAUUCAGGGUUUGUUUUUACUUCUCACUCGUGUGCCUUUUGCCUUUGUGUUGAUAAAUUCAACUUGAAAAAUAUUAUUGACCUGUCAGACUCUUCUUCUUACCUUAUCUUAUCAUCUUACCAGAAAUCUGAGGUUUCUGUCAUUCAGCCAUAUUGUUCUCACAACCUCUUUGAGACGUCACUAGUGACAUGAAAACAGACAGUAAUCUGUUUGUCUUACUGCAAUGAUUGUAUUAAAAUACUGGUGAAUUGUACUUUAUUUCCUGUAUCCCUGACUGCUGAAUAGCCAAGAGAAAAUGUCAAUGUUAUAACACAUCAGUGUAUUCCCCUGUGUGUGUGUAGAAGAAAUGAUGAAGGUUGUUUAAUAAAUGCCGUCCCCUCCCCUUGUCUGUGCUUAAUGUAAAGCUCUGUCUUGUAGGGGGACUUAAACUCAAUAAAACAAGCAUUUGAAA
This is a messenger RNA of Monopterus albus (swamp eel), 3237 nucleotides long. RefSeq names its product tricarboxylate transport protein, mitochondrial. Lineage: Eukaryota; Metazoa; Chordata; Actinopteri; Synbranchiformes; Synbranchidae. Gene Ontology annotation, biological process: mitochondrial citrate transmembrane transport. The transcript is spliced from 9 exons. The record is from RefSeq and is a predicted model, not a curated record. Gene Ontology annotation, molecular function: citrate secondary active transmembrane transporter activity. The coding region runs from base 512 to 1465 and encodes 317 amino acids. Gene Ontology annotation, cellular component: mitochondrion.